AAAUAAUACAAAGUGGGGUCUUGAGAGUCUUGAGUUUACUUUCAUUUCGAAUCCAUCGUUUAACUUCAUGGUCGCAUGUUAUAAACUCCGGUGUUAGUCACGUCGUGACAGUGGUGCCUCGUGGCUGUCUGUUUUCUUAAAUUAUUUGUACAUCUUAUGUGUAUUUUUAAAAUUAAAUAUAUAUUUUAUAAAUUUAUUUAAGUGUAAUCCAAAAAAAAAAAAACCUUUCUUUCGAUCGAUAAUUCAAAAUGAAUUAUUUUAUUUCAAUUUAAAUUGUGAUUCACCUAUUUUUGGAUCAAUUGGAUUUAUAUAGAAAAAAAUCAGCUUUUAGCGAUAAAAUAAUUAAAUAAUUAUAAUAAUGGAACGUGAUUUACAUGAACGUGAUCGAGUUGGUGUACAAGAUUUAGUACUCCUCGAGGAUUUUCAAAGUGAAACAGCAUUUAUUGAUAAUUUACGAAAAAGAUUCAAGGAGAAUCUCAUCUACACUUACAUUGGCCAAGUACUGAUAUCAAUUAAUCCAUAUAAAAAUUUGUCAAUUUAUGAUACAGCUGUUGUUGAAUAUUACGAAGGAAGAAAUUUUUUUGAAGCUCCACCACACGUAUUUGCAUUAACAGAUACUGCAUAUCGUUCAUUAAAAAAAGAAAAUCGUGAUCAAUGUAUUUUAAUAUCAGGUGAAUCAGGCUCAGGUAAAACAGAGGCAUCAAAAAAAAUUUUACAAUUUAUAGCAGCAGCAACAAAGCAUAAAAAAAAAGUUGAAGCAGUUAAUGAUAAAUUAAUUGGAAGUAAUCCAGUACUUGAAGCAUUUGGUAAUGCUAAAACAAAUCGAAAUGAUAACUCAUCACGUUUUGGUAAAUACAUGGAUAUUGAAUUUGACUUUCAGGGUGAUCCAGUUGGUGGAAAUAUAUUAAAUUAUUUACUAGAAAAAUCACGUGUUACUCAUCAAUCAUCUGGUGAACGUAAUUUUCAUAUUUUUUAUCAGCUAUUAGCUGGUGCUGAUGAUGAAAAGUUACGUAAAUUAUAUUUAAAAAGAAAUUUAGAUACAUAUUAUUAUCUAAGCAAUGGGACAAAAGGAAAAACUGAUACAAUUGAUGAUGUAAAACAAUACCACCUUGUAUUAGAUGCAAUGAAAACAGUUGAAUUAAAAGAACAAGAACAAGAUGAUUUAUUUGGUAUUGUUGCAUCAGUUCUUCAUAUGGGAAAUGUUGGUUUUACUGAGGAAGAUGGAAAAGCCAAAAUACUUAAACCAGCAUCAGUUGAUGCAAUUGCAACACUUCUUGGUUGUGAUACUGAAAAACUUGCUGAAGCAUUUACCCAGAGAACGAUUGAUGCUCAUGGUGAUGUUGUGACAUCACCAUUGAAUAGAGAACUAGCUAUUUAUGCACGUGAUGCAUUGGCAAAAGCUGUUUAUGAUAGAUUAUUUACUUGGCUUGUUAAUAGAUUAAAUAGAUCACUUCAAUCAACCACCAUCAAAGGACAUCAUGGUGUUAUUGGAAUUUUGGAUAUUUAUGGUUUUGAAAUAUUCAAAAAAAAUAGUUUUGAGCAAUUUUGUAUUAAUUUUUGUAAUGAAAAAUUACAACAAUUAUUUAUUCAAUUGACAUUAAAAUCAGAGCAAGAAGAGUAUCUUCGUGAGGGAAUAACUUGGGAACACAUUGACUAUUUUAAUAAUCAAGUUAUUUGUGAUUUAAUUGAAGAAAAACACAAAGGAAUUAUAUCAUUUUUGGAUGAAGAAUGUCUUCGUCCUGGUGAUCCAACUGAUUUGAGUUUUUUGGAAAAACUAAAUUUUCAUCUUGAUGAUCACAAGCAUUAUAUCAGUCAUAAAAAAGCUGAUAUUCAUACCCAAAAAACUAUGGGGAGAGAUGAAUUUAUGCUUGUUCAUUAUGCUGGAGAUGUGACUUAUAAUGUAAUUGGAUUUUUAGAAAAAAAUAAUGAUUUAUUAUUUCGUGAUCUACGUGAGAUAAUGUCAAAUACAAAAAAUUCCAUAACUCAUGCAAUAUUUAAUGUCAAAGAUUUAACAAGUAAAAAACGUCCAGAAACAGCUGUAACACAAUUUAAAAAUAGUUUGAAUAAUCUUGUUGAUAUACUAAUGGGAAAGGAGCCAUCAUACAUACGUUGUAUAAAACCAAAUGAUUUUAAAAAAUCAGGACAAUUUGAUGAUAAAAUUGUGUUGCAUCAAAUUAAAUAUCUUGGCUUGAUGGAAAAUUUAAGAGUUAGAAGAGCUGGUUUUGCAUACAGAAGACCAUAUGAUCAAUUUCUUGAAAGAUACAAAUCACUUUGUCCAAAAACAUGGCCAUCAUAUCCAGGCCCAUCAACAGAAGGUGUUCAAGUAUUGGUUAAUCAUUUGAAAUUUCAGGAAAAUGAAUAUCAAAUGGGAAAAACAAAAAUAUUUAUAAGAUUUCCAAAAACAUUAUUCAAUACUGAGGAUGCAUUUCAAAAUAAAAAAAAUGAUAUUGCAGCAAUAAUACAAAGUAAAUGGAAAGGAAGACAACAAAGAAAACGUUAUUUACAUUAUCGUAAUUGUAUUAUAAUAAUACAAAAAUACAUACGUCGUUAUCAGGCUAAAAAAAUUGCUGAUAAACGUAAAAAAGCUGUUGUAAUAAUAAGAUCAUUUAUUGAAGGUUUUAUAACGAGAAAUGGUCCACCAACAAAUGUCAAUGCUGCAUUUAUUGAACUUGGUAAAAAUCAAUGGUUAUUACGUUUAUCGAAACGUUUACCACCAAAUUUAUUAAGUUCAUAUUGGCCAGAUUGUCCAUAUUCAUGUCGUGAAGCAUCACAACAACUUCAUGAUAUUUAUAGAAAAUGGUUGGCACGUAAAUAUCGAUUGGAACUAAGUGAAAUUAAUAAAAAACAAUUUCAACUUAAAAUACUUGCUGAAACAUUAUUUAAAGAUAAAAAAAAAUCUUAUCAAGCUAGUUUUAAGGAUAAAUUUUUAAAUGAACGUUUUGAAAAUGAAUAUUCAGAAUUGAGGGAAUAUUUUGUUAGUAAUAUUUUACCAGCUGGAGAAAAUAUAAAGUAUGGAACACCUGUUACUAAGUUUGAUAGACAUGGUUACAAACAACGUGAAAGAGUAUUAAUUUUAACUGAGAAGGCUGUUUAUAUUAUUGAUACUAAAUCAUUGAAGUUGAAGCAUCGUUUUUCUUAUGAAAUAAUCAUUGAGCUUGCUGUUACUGGAGAGUCUGAUAAUUUAUUAAUUGUCAGAAUUCCAACAGAUUUAAAAAAAGAUAAAGGAGAUUUAAUUCUUGAGGUACCAUAUUUAAUUGAGGCUGUUACUAAAGCCAUUGAUAUCACAAAUAAUCCAAAAAUAUUGAACAUUGUUCACAAAGAUUCACUUUCACACAAACUAGUCAAUGGAAAAGAAGGCACGAUAGACUUUAUCAAUGGCAACACUAGAGCUAUCAGUAAAAAUCGUGAAAAUGGCCAUCUUCUAGUGGUCAACAAAAUAUAGACUAUUUUUAACUUUUGUAAAUUGAAAAAGAAAAAACAACUAUUUACAUAAUUAAAAAAUAUAUUCUGUUUGAUAACUUGUUUUUUGUUGAAAAUAAAAAAAGAGACAAAUUUUAAAUAUAAUCAAACAGCCUUACCAAUGUGAUAGAAAAUCACAAAAAAAAAAAUAUUAAAAAGCAAAGAAGAAAGAAUAAUAUAUAUUUUAAGAAAAGAUAAAAAUAUUAUGCCUUAAUUGUGCCAUUAUAUUUUUAAUUAACUAUAAUUGUUGUAUAAAAAAUUGUGAAAUACAAUUUUCAUUUUAAAAUUGUAAAGAAUUUGUAUUUUUUAAUUUUCUUUAUAUUCAUGAUAAUGUUACUAUCAUAUUUUUUAAAUUGAACAAUUAUAUAUUUAUAAAAAGAAAAUUUACAUAAAAAUAUACAGCUUACAAUAAUUA
Aphidius gifuensis is the source of this 3874-nucleotide messenger RNA. RefSeq names its product unconventional myosin IC (gene Myo61F). Gene Ontology annotation, biological process: vesicle transport along actin filament; actin filament organization. Gene Ontology annotation, cellular component: cytoplasm; myosin complex; vesicle. The transcript has 15 exons. Lineage: Eukaryota; Metazoa; Arthropoda; Insecta; Hymenoptera; Braconidae. Gene Ontology annotation, molecular function: ATP binding; microfilament motor activity; actin filament binding. The record is from RefSeq and is a predicted model, not a curated record. The coding region runs from base 359 to 3442 and encodes 1027 amino acids.